This is a messenger RNA of Branchiostoma belcheri (Belcher's lancelet), 2855 nucleotides long. RefSeq names its product synaptonemal complex protein ZIP1-like. The transcript has 11 exons. Lineage: Eukaryota; Metazoa; Chordata; Leptocardii; Amphioxiformes; Branchiostomatidae. The record is from RefSeq and is a predicted model, not a curated record. Bases 514 to 2004 code for a protein of 496 amino acids.
UUGGGGAUUCCCCUGCACACCCGGAAAUCCCGGUUCGUCACGAUUUCUGAGGGUUGGCCAUGGAAAGUCCCGGAAAAAACAUCAGGAUUUUAACGUGCUUUAUAGAGUCUAAUUUAGACGGUUUCUAUUUCCGUUUCUGUGAGAACUAAGGGUCUUUUAGAUGACGAAAUUUUGUCUCUACAAGGUCACUACAACGUGUUUUCCCAACAUUAGAGUCGCGUGGCACUAAGUUCCUCCUUUCACAGAUGUAGGAAUCAUUUGCGUACUUAGCUUAUACGUUAGAAAAAUAACCUAAACCAGUCGGGCCAUUUUUACAUUGGUCAUUUCCUCUCUGCUUUAUUUCAACAGCGUCACAUUGGUGGUUUCAGCCUUGCUCCUUUUCAUGUUGAACAACAGAAUAUCCACAGCAAAGCAACAAUUUUAAUCAGAUUUCCAAGAAAGGAAAGGAAGUAACGUUUUCUCAGUGAAGUUUUUUAUCCAUAUGGUAAGAGAUCAGAGGGUUUAAGGGACAACAUGGCAGAAUCACACACAACUCUUGCCCCAGAGAAAGUCAAGGAGGUUGUCCAAUUUGCCAAGCAUCUUCAGAACGAGAACCAUCAGCUAAAGGAAAACUUGAAAGUAAUGCAGGCCCAACAGAAGGAGAUGCUGGACAAGUCACAGGUGGAACAGUUUGUUCUUCUGUUACACGACUCUCAACAGGAGGCCAGGAGGUACAAAUCCAGAGCAAACCAGUAUGAAAUCUUACUGAAGAGGGCACAAGACAGGUUUGGUAAGAUGUCUGGGAAGAAGCUGGAGAGUCUUAUCACACCAGGUGUAUCUAAAGAAGUGUUUGAUGACCUGGUCAGGGAAAACGCCCGCAUGAAGAGACAAUUGGAACAAGUCUUGAAGGAAAGAGGACAAGAUAUGAGAAACUUCAUGUCCGCCCAAAACAGUGAAGACUUACUGAAGUCUGUGAAAGAACAGUUAGAGCAGAAAGAUGAGGAGAUAAAGAUGAUGAAGGAAACCAUCAGAGAUGCACGCAGCAGUGAUGGGACAAUACAGGCUGAACAACUGAUAGAUAAGGUGUCUGCCCUGCAGAAGUCUGACCAGAUCAAGUCGACGUGGCUGGAGCUGUUCAGACUGGAGAAUGAGAGACUGCAGCAGGAUGUCCUGAGCAUGAGUACUGAGCUGAAACAGGAAAAACAUUCCCUACAACAGGAGAAAGCUGACCAAUUGGACGGGAGGUUACAGAGGGGCUCCAAAACAAUCAUGGGAGGUAGGGAUUUCAACCAGCAAGUCACGGAACUGGAGAGAAGGCUGCAGCUUCAGAAGCAGGACUAUGAGGCAAAGAUAUUCCAGCUGAGACAACAAGCAGGGAGCCCAGCACAGGGCCAGUUUGGCAGCUCACAAGGAGACGUCCAGGCCCUUCAGCGGAAGGUGGAUGGUCUGAAGGGUGAUCUUCAGCGUGCCUUAGAUGAGAAUGCAGCCAUCAGCGCCCAGUCGGCCUGCUAUAAGGAGGACUUUGAGGCCGAGCAGCAGGAGAGGAACAACCAGAAGACCGACUUCGAGGCAAAACUCAAGCAGAUGCAGGACUGUAUAAACAAACUCAGCAGUGAGUGUGAGACCCUGAACAACAUGCUGUCACGGGAGAGGUUUGAGAAAAAUCAGUUCAAGAAACAAAUUGAGGCUUUUCAGAUGAACCCAGCUGCUGCAGCGCUGUAUGGAUUGGGAUGUAAUCGACAAGUCGGACUGGCUAUCCCCAGUCCUCAAAUGGGACUGCAGCCUGGUCUGAUGGCACGCGGCAGCCCCACCACCCCCAACCCCUACACCAACCAGGCCGGGCCGUGGAUGAACCCGCCCCCCCUCCCGCAGAUGGUUGCGGUGGACAGUGCUGACGGCGCGAGACAGGAUUCGGGGGGAAGCGGAUCCGGGGGGGACGACAGAAGGGUGUGCCCUCGCUGUGAGCGCGAGUUUUUCGACCAGGCUAAGUUUGAAGAGCAUGUGCAGAAGUGCAUAGAUGGUUAAACACCUGGGUUUUUUAGAUGCUAAAACAUCAAUGCAAAUUUGUAAGUUUUCUUUUGUCAAAUUUCUUGGUUUUAUUGCAAAAGCGAGGAAUAGUACAGUGCUGAAGAGGCCCUGAAGGAAUCAGGCUAGGGGUUCAAUGGUGUCAGCAUGAGCUUUUGUGUUCACUACUUACGCUAUACAUGUACGUGUAAUUUCGCAUUUUUUAAAUUGCUUGUAAAAUUAUUGCCUACAUGCAAUUUUGUAUAUUAUGCAUCAUGGGUUUAGGUCUGGAUUUGCAAAAGUAUUUCCCAAAUGCAUUGUUAUUGUUAACAAAAUUUUGACUUUUCUGCAAUAUUGCAGAACACUGAGAAAAGGAUUUGGUCCUCUAACUUGUAAAGGAUGAUAAAAAUAUUAGGUACAAAUGUAGACUCUGCUGGCUAGUGUCCAUUUAUAGUGACAAGGUUUGAUAAAUCAUGGUCUUUUCUUCUUUCCCUUCUACUUUAAUUAAGUAAAAUACAAAUUAGAAUAUACCGACUCAAUGUCAAGUUUAUUUUUUGACAAAGAACAGUUUUCAUUGUUUGAGAAGACAAUCCUUCAGAUGUGGUCAUUUCCUUACUUAUAUAUCAUUUUCAUAAUAGUUCACAGUUUGUGGUGUGGUACCUAUUUAUGAACAGGAUAGAAUUUCUGUACGAUAUCAUCUUAAUAUCAGAUUCUGUUCAUAUUCUUAUAGUAGUUUCUAUGUAAUUAAAAUUGCAUAAUAUUAUGUAUCGGUGACUACAUGAAAAGUAAUACACUAUUGGAAUCUUCAGUAAGUAUACAAUGUGGUUACAAUAUUUUUACCCAUAUCUGAUUUUUCAAUAAACUUCUAGCAA